Ilex paraguariensis (yerba mate) is the source of this 1436-nucleotide messenger RNA. The record is from the annotation of a GenBank genome assembly. NCBI's taxonomy places the organism in Eukaryota, Viridiplantae, Streptophyta, Magnoliopsida, Aquifoliales, Aquifoliaceae.
AUGAGUGCCCAAUCUGCUUCAAUGAUUUCCCAUCAGCCCAAGCUUAUGGUGGUCGCAAGGAGGCUCAUUCUAACAAUGGAUUCUCUGGAAGCAGAGGCAAAGCGACCACGUGCUCUUCUUGGAAUAAUGCAAGUAGUAUUUUCCUUUGUUUCACAAGAGACUGGCAACAUUUCAAGUGCAAACGGCAGCAAUCAGAGCAUCAGCAGCCAAAUCCCACAGCCUGUUGGCUGGUCCAACAGCCUGGUUACCAAUUUAUUUGGAGCUAAUGCACCUACUUUGUAUCAGCCAUUUACUCCCAUAGAAACCACUGAUGUAACCUCACAAGGUCCUGGCAUUAUCAAUCGAGGAGUUUCAGCAACAAACCAACCUAAGACUCCAGGAUUUUGUUGCCAUGUUGGUAACCCAUGUCCAGGCUUUCUAGGUCCUUACACUCACUGGAACAAGUGUGGCCACAUUUCUUCACCACCACAAAUGCUUUCUUGCUCGGAAGCAUCUGCACCAUCCUUUCAGAGAGGUGUAAUUCGGCCACCCAACGGACUUUCUCAGCAGCUCUAUCAGCUUUGGGAAGCACAAUUUGCAGAGAAUGUUGCUUUAUGGGUAGCAACUGGUCGUUUGCAAGCUGAAUUAGCUGAUUACAGGAGCCGUUUUACAAAGCUGGAGGCAGACGUUUUGUCUCUCAAGCCCACAGUGGAUGAGCCUGUUGCUCAGAGUAUUGGGGAUUCUUUAGUUGGAGCACAGAUAUCAAAGAGAAAGAGAACAAAGAGCCCAAUUAGUACAGAAAAUGCCUUACCUUUGCUUGACAAAUCUCCGACACGAGGCCAUGGUCCAAAGCUUCCACCGUUUGAUGCACAAUGCAAGACUAAAGAACUCAAUAAUCAGAAAGUAAGCCCAAAGAAGGUGGAAGGUAAAGCUACUAUUCAGCAGACAAAUGAUGGAAAGCGUUACGAUACCCUUCCAUCGUAUACUGGCAGUGCUGACUUCACUGGUGACAGCCCAUCAUUUCACACUCCUGUUUUCCCAAUUCCGCCCCAUCAUGUUAAGGGGAAUGAUACCAAGAGUGCUGCUUCCACUUCUAUGGGAACGAGAAUGACCAGUGAUGGUAACUUGGUGUGGCCUUCAAAAAUCCCCACUGAAGAUGCCGGGAGAGAUUUAACAGACGUUAGUGUCCAGUGCUUGUACAGUGAUACAAAUGUUGUUGGACAAGGAUCAAAGAUUGUUUUUGGUCGGAGGUUUAGCAAUAAAGCGGAUACUUCUCAAGGUCACGGCAGUGAAAUCAGGAAGAGAUCAAGAUGCUGAACAUACUAUAUGAACCAAAAGUUGAGGGUUCCUAAGACGUGGAUGCUCUGUGGUGUAGUCAGCCCAAAGUUUCGCAUCAGCUGAACUGGUAGUGAUACAACUAACAGCUUCUAUAGUUUUUUUUUUUUUUUUUCUUUUUU